AUGGAUCCCCACACCUUCCUCGCUCUGCGUGAUGCUGAACGCCCCAGCACCACCCCACGUCGCUCUCCCCUGCGCCCCACGGCUUUCUCAGGGUGCCUGAACUGCAGCCACAUCGGGGAGCUGUCAGCACGCCUGGCCACCCUCGAGGCACAGGUGGCCCGGCUCUCAGUGGCAGAAGCUCCCACGUCCCCAACGCCCAAAGGUGACAGCUUGGGUAGGAUUGAUACCAGGCAGCUCUGGGGGUCCCCAGCUGCACAGGGGAGCCCAGGGGACAAAGGCAGACCUGGUUCACGGAGACCCCCCGGCCCCUCUGGUCCCAAGGGUGAUGCAGGUGGACGGGGACCCUCAGGCAUUCCCGGGGUGAAGGGUCCAUCGGGACCCCCAGGUCCCCCAGGUCCCCCCGGUCCCCCUGGCCACGAUGGAGCCAGGGGUCUCCCUGGAGAAAAGGGGUCACCCGGUCCCCCCGGCCCCCCUGGGCCUCCUGCUCCUGUGGGGCCAGCUGUACCCUGGCUGACUGACCCAAGGGACCCGCUCCUCUCCAACACCUUCACUGAAGCGGCCGGGGGCAUCGUGGGGCCCGCUGGCCCCCCCGGACCCAUGGGGCCAAUGGGACCCCCCGGCCCCCCAGGACCCAUGGGGCUGCCCGGCCCCCCAGGGCCUGAUGGGAGAGCUGGGGCACCUGGAGCUGCCGGACCCAGGGGGGACAAAGGCGACAGGGGCCCCAAGGGAGAGCCAGGCAGCCGUGGGCAGGAUGGGGCACAGGGCGAGCCGGGCCCCAAGGGCGAGCCGGGCGACAAGGGCACAUGGGGGGAGGGUUUACACCAGCUCCGCGAGGCUUUGAAGAUUUUAGCAGAGAGGGUUUUAAUCUUGGAAACAAUGAUUGGGCUCUAUGAACCAGAGCCUGGCUCAGGCAGUGGCCCUGGGGGCCCACCAGCACCCAGCACCCCCCGUGCCAAGCGUGGCCGCUCACCCCCCACUCACCAGGCUCUCCCUGGCCAGCCCUAAGAGUGCAGCCCUGCUGUGUCCCUGCUGUGUACAUGGAGGUCCUGGUGCUACCCGGUGGCAUUGCACCGGUCGGACCCCCCAGCUUUGGCCCUGCUGCUCUACACCCCAGUUCUGGGGGGUACGGCCACCCCAAUGCUUGCCACGCUGUCCUGGCACUGCCUGGGCAUUAAAGGUGU
This is a messenger RNA of Lagopus leucura (white-tailed ptarmigan), 1181 nucleotides long. RefSeq names its product EMI domain containing 1 (gene EMID1). The transcript is spliced from 13 exons. Lineage: Eukaryota; Metazoa; Chordata; Aves; Galliformes; Phasianidae. The coding region runs from base 1 to 1005 and encodes 334 amino acids. The record is from RefSeq and is a predicted model, not a curated record.